Molecule: messenger RNA, 435 nt
Organism: Naegleria fowleri
Lineage: Eukaryota; Heterolobosea; Eutetramitea; Acrasida; Naegleriidae
Exons: 2
Coding region: 1-435 (144 amino acids)
Biological process (GO): intracellular protein transport; retrograde vesicle-mediated transport, Golgi to endoplasmic reticulum; intra-Golgi vesicle-mediated transport
Cellular component (GO): COPI vesicle coat
Source: RefSeq, a predicted model, not a curated record
AUGGAAGCAUUCAUUCAUCAAAUACGAGGCGUGUUUGUUCUGGAUCAAAACGGAAAACGAUUAUUAUCGAAAUACUACUCGAACGAUCUGAAGAGAUAUUUACUUUUUGUUGUUGGAGCUGGAUACGAAAAUGAAUUAGUAUUAUCGGAAGUGUUAUCGGGUCUUAUUGAUGGCUUGAUGAUGCUCUUUAGAAAUCAAUUGACAAAGAGAACUUUCCUUGAAAAUUUUGAUUUGAUAGUUUUGGCUUUGGAUGAAGUUUUGGAAGAUGGUAUCAUCAUUGAAACAGACUCAUCGGCAAUUGCUCAAAAGGUUGCUGCUGUUGAAACAGGAGCUGAUGCUUCAAGUGGUGUGGAAGGAAGUGAGACCAUCACGCAAGUCUUUAAAUCAGCAAGAGAGCAACUCGGAGAGUUGGCUAGUUCAUUCUUCCAAUUUUAA